UUCCGGGAGCGCGGAAGUCCGGAGUUUCUGCCUGAGGAAUAGGGCCGCUUCUGCGGCCCGCGUCUCGGCAAACUGGCGGCCUUAGUCCGGGUCAGGCGGCCCUCGAGAGGAUGGGUGCGCCGCCUUGGCAUGAGGCAGUCUGAGGAGCUGAUGCCCGAUUCGGGUGCUGUGUUUGUAUUUGGGAAAAGUAAAUUUACUGAAAAUACUCCUGGUAAAUUCUGGUUUAAAAAUGAUGUUGCUGUACAUCUUUCAUGUGGAGAUGAACAUAGUGCUGUUGUUACAGGAAAUAAUAAACUUUACGUGUUUGGCAGUAACAACUGGGGUCAGUUAGGAUUAGGAUCAAAGUCAGCCGUCAGCAAGCCAACAUGCGUCAAAGCUCUAAAACCUGAAAAAGUGAAAUUAGCUGCCUGUGGAAGGAACCACACCCUGGUGUCAACAGAAGGAGGCAAUGUAUAUGCAACUGGGGGAAAUGAUGAAGGACAGUUGGGGCUUGGUGACACUGAAGAAAGAACCACUUUUCAUCUAAUUAGCUUUUUUACACCCCAGCAUAAGAUUAAACAGCUCUCUGCUGGAUCUAAUACUUCAGCUGCCCUAACUGAGGAUGGAAGACUUUUUAUGUGGGGUGACAAUUCCGAAGGACAAAUUGGCUUACCAGAUAUGCCUAAUGCCUGUGUCCCUCAUCAAGUGACCACUGGGAAACCUGUCUCCUGGAUCUCUUGUGGCUAUUACCAUUCAGCUUUUGUAACAACAGAUGGUGAGCUAUAUAUAUUUGGAGAACCUGAAAAUGGAAAGUUAGGUCUUCCCUAUGAACUCCUGAGCAAUCACAGAAUACCCCAACUGGUGCCUGAAAUUCCUGAGAAGGUGAUCCAAGUAGCUUGCGGCGGAGAGCAUAGUGUGGUUCUCACAGAGAAUGAUCUGUAUACCUUUGGGCUGGGAAAAUUUGGUCAGCUGGGUCUUGGCACUUUUCUUUUUGAAACUUCAGAACCCAGAGUUGUUGAGAGUAUUAAGGGUCGAAAAAUAAGCUAUAUUUCUUGUGGAGAAAAUCAUGCCGCUUUGUUAACAGAUACUGGCCUUAUGUAUACUUUUGGAGAUGGUCGCCAUGGAAAAUUAGGACUCGAACUGGAGAAUUUUACCAAUCAGUUCAUUCCCAUUUUGUGCUCUUAUUUGUUAAAGUAUAAAGUUAAAUUGGUUGCUUGUGGUGGAUGUCACAUGGUAGUAUUUGCUGCUCCUCGUCUUCGUCGUAAGGCAGAAGAAAUUGAACUUGAUGAAAUAAAUGAUACUUGCUUAUCUUUUCUGCCCUUGGGCAAUUUAACCUCAGGAAACGUACUGCAGAGAACUGUAUCAGCACGGAUGCGGCGAAGAGAGAAGGAGAGAUCUCCAGGUACUCUUCCAUUGAUAAAAACACGACCUCCAGUAGAAGGACCUUUUGACCUUUCUGCUUCUUUUCCCCACAAAUCAUUCUUUCCAUGCUGUUCUAAGAGUGACCUCCUAGAGAGAAUCUUACCUGAAGAGGACCUCAUGCAGCCAGAGGAACCAGAUAAUUUUCAAGAUGAAAUGACCAAAGAAGCAGAGAUAGAUAAUUUUUCAACUAUAGGAAACCUUGGAGAAACUACUGAUAUCUUAAACAUGACACACAUGAUGAGCCAGAAUUCCAAUGAAAAGUCAUUAAAAUUGACACCACUUCCAAAGCAAAAGAAACAGCAAACAAUUGGAAAUCUGCCACAGUGUACGGCUCUUCCUGAAAACGAUAAUAGUGAUGAAUGUAAAGAGAUGUCAGAAAUGAAAGAAGGGAAAGCAUGUAAACAACGUGUGUCACAAGGGAUUUUCAUGACGCAACCACCUACGAUUAUGGAAGCAUUUUCAGAUGAGGAAGCAGAGAUCCCAGAGGAGGAGGAAGGAGGAGAGGAUUCAAAAGGAAAUGGAAGAGAGGAGCAAGAGGUAGAAGCAAAUGAGGAAAAUGUUAAGGUGCGUGGAGGAAGAAAGGAGGAAACAGAGAUCCUAUCAGAUGACCUUACAGACAAAGCAGAGGUGAGUGAAAGCAAGUCAGGGGGAGAGGCAGAGGAUGGGCCUGAAGGUAGAGGGGAUGGAACCUGUGAGGAGGAAAGUUCAGGAACAGAACACUGGCAAGGUGAGGAGAGGGCGGAGAAGGGGGAGAAAGACAAGGGUAGGGGAGAAAUAGAGAAGCCAGGAGAGGGAGAGAAGGACCUAGCAGAGAAAGAGGAAUGGGAAAAGAGGGAUAGGGAGGAGCAGAAACAAAAGGAAAGGGAGCAAGGCCAUCAGGAGGAAGGAAACCAAGAGAUGGAAGAGGGAGAAGGGGAGGAGGGAGGAGAGGAGGAGCAUGAAGAAGGAGAAGAAGAGGAGGGAGACAGAGAAGAGGAGGAAGAAGAAGAGAAGGAGGAGGAGGCAGAAGGGAAAGAGGAAGGAGAAGAGGAAGAAGUGGAGGGAGAAGGUGAAAAGAAAGAAGGAGAGGAGGAGGAAGGAGAAAGGGGAAAGGAGGAAAGAGGGGGGAAGGAGGAGAAAGGAAAGGAGGAAGGAGACCAAGGAGAGGGGGAAGAGGAGGAAACAGAGGGGAGAAGGGAGAUAAAAGAGGAGGGAGGGAAAGUAGAGGAGGGGGACGGAGAGGGGGAAGAGGAAGAAGGGGGAGAGGAGGAAGGAGAAGGGGAGAGGGAAGAGGAGGAAGGAGAAGGGGAGAGGGAAGAGGAGGAAGGAGAAGGGGAGAGGGAAGAGGAGGAAGGAGAAGGGGAGAGGGAAGAGGAGGAAGGAGAAGGGGAGGGGGAAGAGGAGGAAGGAGAAGGGGAGGAGGAAGAGGAGGAAGGGGAAGGGGAGGAUGAAGGGAAGGAAGGAGAAGGGGAAGGUGAAGAGGAAGGGGAGGAAGGAGAAAGGGAGGAGGAAGGGGAGGAAGGAGAAGGGGAGGAUAAAGGUGAGGAAGGUGAGGAAGGGGAGGAAGAAGGGAAAGGGGAGGAUGAAGAGGAAGGAGAAGGGGAAGGUGAGGAGGAAGGGGAUGAAGGAGAAAGGGAGGAGGAAGGGGAGGAAGGAGAAGGGGAAGGGGAGGAAGAAGGGGAGGAAGGAGAAGGGGAAGGGGAGGAGGAAGGGGAGGAAGAAGAAGGGGAAGCAGAGGGGGAAGAGGAGGAAGGGGAGGAAGGAGAAGGGGAAGUGGAGGGGGAGGAGGAGGAAAGAGAAGGAGGGGAGGAAGGAGAAGGGGAAGAGGAGGGAGGAGAGGAAGGAGAGGGGGAAGAGGAAGAGGGGGAAGAAGGAGAGGGGGAGGAAGAAGGAGAGGAGGAGGAAGAAGGGGAGGAAGAGGAGGAAGGAGAGGAAGAGGAAGGAGAAGAGGAAGGGGAAGAAAGGGAAAAGGAGGGGGAACAAGAAGAAAACAGGAGGAACAGAGAAGAGGAGGAGGAAGAGGAGGGGAACUACCAGGAGACAGGUGAAGAAGAGAAUGAAAGGCGGGUUGAAGGAGAAGGGUACAAAAAAGUGAGCAAAAUAAAAGGAUCUGUGAAAUAUGGCAAACAUAAAACAUAUGAAAAAAAGUCAAUUACUAACACACAGGGAAAGGGGAAAGAGCCAAGGACCAAAAUGCCAGUGCGGUCAAAACAACUUUUAGAUAACGGGCCGCCAGGUUCCAAAAAGUUCUGGAAUAAUGUAUUACCACAUUAUUUGGAAUUGAAAUAACAGGUCUUAAAUUUGACCUGAUUAUGGCCAGCCAAACAAUUUAAAUGCCUUGCACAUAACAGGCACUCAUUACAUGUUACUAAACUGAUUUUAUGUCAUAAUUUGAUGUGUAGUAAAAAAAAAGCAACUGAUGCGGUUGUGUUAAGGAGUCAAAGACAAUAGAAGGCACCGGUCAAUUUUGGCCUCUCAAACUAAUAUUUUGGUGUAUUCCCCCCAAAUUAUAAAACUAUAACUAGAAAAUAUUGAAAGGUCAUAUCAGAGUAUUAACAUUCUAUGUUUAUUAAAGGCAGCUUUAACAAUAGUAACAUACUGUAAGAGUGUUUUGUUUGUGUACAGAAAUCAUUCCGUUUUUAAA
Messenger RNA from Saimiri boliviensis boliviensis (Bolivian squirrel monkey), 4024 nucleotides. It is a transcript of the gene RPGR, whose product is annotated as retinitis pigmentosa GTPase regulator. The record is from RefSeq and is a predicted model, not a curated record. Lineage: Eukaryota; Metazoa; Chordata; Mammalia; Primates; Cebidae.